AUGUCCUUCCACCUCUUGUUGAAAUAACAGUCAAAAGCUUUUAAUCAAUAUAAUUUCUAUACUACAUUUAGUCUUUAUGAAGCUAAAAAAAUAGCUGAAAGUUCUGAUGAUUUAUAAGAAUAUAUUAUACAAUUUAUGGUAGUUGAUGUACCAUUAGUUAAACUUAAUCAAUAAUUCUAAUAAUAACCUGAAAAACAUAAAUCUGCAUAGCUUUUAAUAAGUAUGGUAGAUAUGGCUAAAGGAACAAUCAAUGAAUGGUAUACUUUUCAACAUUAACAAAUUGAUACAGAUAUAUUUUAAGAGAAAGGUAAAUUUAUCAAUUUUAGUAUUAGUUGAUUUGUUGUGUUAUAAUUUCUAGUUAUAAUAAGUCCUAAAAUUGUUGCAGUUUAUGUUAACUUAUUUGAUAUUUAUUUUAUACAAAAAAAAUUUAAAUCUAUGGUAUAUAUGUAUGUUUAUAAACAUCAAGAGCAAAAUGAGUAGGCCAGCAUCUUGCAAAAGUAGAAAGAGUGAAGUAGAUGAAUCACUUUUUGGUAUAAAAUUGAUCCAUAUUACCUAAUAGGAAGUAAUAAAAGAAAUGAUGUUAAAACUGCUAAAGUAGUUUAGAGCGUAAGGAAGGGAGACACAUCAAAUCCAGAUGUUGUUUUAAUAGGAGAAGCAGAAUUAUAGAGAAUGAAAGUUUGUUUCAUUUUAAACUUUAGAAUAAUGCUAUUGUGAAAACUAAAGAGGAACAAUUAUAUUAGAAGAAACUAUUGGAGGAACAGAAGGAAAAACAAAUGACAGCAGCUAAGGCUAAGAAAUAGAAAAUGAUAUAAUUGGAAGAAGAAAAAAAGAAACAAAUUCCUUUAACAGCAUAAUAAUAAGAAGAUAAAGUAGUUAAAGAUAGUCUUAAUGCAAGGGUAUCAAUUUAUAUUUGAAUUUAGGCUGCAGAGAUAUUGAAUGAACAAUUAGAUGAUGUUAAAGAGAUGAAUAAGAUGGUUAUGUAUGCUAAAUGUGUUACAAUCAGAGAUAAAUAAUUAUAAGAAAAACAAUAAUUGAAAGAAGAAUUUAAAAUUUAAGAGAAAAGAAAAGAUCUUAUGAUGGAAAUUGAAAGACUUUAAUCUAUUAAAUAUUAUGAAGAAAAAGAUGUUUAACAUAAAUAAGAAUUGAAAUAAGGUCAUGGCAUUAUUGUAGAAUAAAUUAAAGAAAGAGAAUUGAUUAGACUUAAAGAAAAAGAAGAAUAGGAAAGAGAAGGUUAAGUUAUGAUUAAAUAAAUUAAAUAAGUUUAAAUUGAAGAUCAAUAAAAAAAUCAAUAAAGAAAGCAUAUGUAGAAGAAAUUACAAGAUGAAAUUUUAGAAGCUAAUUAAAAAGCCAUUGUUGUUAAAGAAAAAAGAAGAUUGGAAGAAAAGGAAGAAGAAGAGAAAAUUGCUAAAUAUAAUCUAGAAAAGGCAUAGAAAGAAGCUGAAAUAAUAGAGGAAUAGAGAAGAAUUAAAGAAGAAAGAGAGAGAGAUGUUUAAAGAUUAAGAGAAAUGCAAGAAAAAGCUUCAGAUAGAUAAGCUGAAUUAGAUUUAUUAAGAGCCAAAAGAGCUAUGGAAUAAAAUGAAAGAGCUGCUAGAGAAAAAGAAAGAAGAGAAGCAGAAUUAAGAUAAAAAUUAAAUUCAGAAUUAUAUUAAGCAAGAAAAGUUUAGUAGAAUGAAAAAUAAGAUAAAUUAGAAGAAUAAGUAUUUUAAUUUAUUAUUAAAUCAAGGCUAGACUAGAAAGAGAUGAAUUCUAAAGGGUUAUUUAAAAAUAAAAACAAGAGCGUGAGAAUGAAUUAAGAUUACAAUAAGAAAAAGAAUAAAUGGUCAAAAAACAUGCAGAAGAAUUGAGAAAAUAGAUAUCAAUGAAUGAAGAGAAAAGAAAGUAAGAAGAAAGAGAUAAGUAUAAAUUUAAUAUUAUUUUUAAAGGCUUGAAGAAGGUAAAAAGAUUAGAGAUAAAAUGAUAAAUGAAAAGAAAUUAUUAGAAAAUAUUAAGGAAUAGAAAUUAAAAGGACUUAAUGAUAAUACAAUACCUGAUAAAUAUAAGGCUGAAUUAGCAAAAAAGAAAAUCAAUAUACAAAUAUGAUUAAUAACAGAAUAC
Messenger RNA from Paramecium primaurelia, 2094 nucleotides. The record is from the annotation of a GenBank genome assembly. Lineage: Eukaryota; Ciliophora; Oligohymenophorea; Peniculida; Parameciidae.